AGGGCCCAACGUCCCCAGCGAGACGUUCCAGCUCAGCCUUCACACAUCUCUGCUUUUUCCCAGGAAGAGCAGGAAAUGGCCAAACUCCAGGGACUAGUGACAUUUGAGGACGUGGCUGUGGAUUUCACCCAAGAGGAGUGGCAGUACCUGAACCCUCCACAGAAGACCCUGUACAGAGAUGUGAUGCUGGAGACCGUCAGCAACCUGGUCUGUGUGGGGCAGCAGGUUACUAAGCCAGACUUCAUCCUCAAGUUGGUGGUGGAAGAGCCUUGCCAGGCAGAAGGAAAAAUCCCAAUUUGGACCUUUUCGGAAGUCUGCAAAGUUGAAAAACAGAUUGAGAGACAGCAUCAGGAUGACCAACAUAAAUGUCCAUUGACGCAAGUUGGAUUCUCUGACAAGCAAACAAUUACCACCAGGAGUGGCUGUGUCUCUAAUGAAUUUGGGAACACACUAUAUCUGAGUACAAAGAUUGCUGCUUCAAUGCCAAGACCCCAUACACAUGAAUCAUUUGGAAAUAAUAUUGUAGAUGAUUUAAACUUAUUUAGUGGAAGCUUUGCAGAAAAGAAGCAUGAUAAUGGACAUGCAAGAUUAUUCUUCCACCCCGAGUAUGAGAAAACAAACCCUGGAGUGAAACCCUGUGGAUAUAAAGAGUGUGGGAAAGCCCUCAGGCAAAAGAAAGGUCUUAGUGUACAUCAGGGAAUUAAAAAUGGAGAGAAGCACUUUGAAUGUACUGUGUGUAGGAAAACAUUCAGCACGGAAUCACACCUCGUUAUACAUUGGAAAACGCAUACGGGAGAGAAACCCUUUGGAUGUACUGAAUGUGGAAAAGCCUUUAGCCAAAAAUCUUGGCUUAUUAGACACCUGAGAGUUCAUACGGGAGAGAAACCCUUUGGGUAGAGACCCUUUAAGUGUUCCGAAUGUGGGAAAGCCUUCAGAGAAAAGGCAGCUGUCAUGGCACAUUACAGGACUCAUACAGGAGAGAAACCUUAUGAAUGUAAUGAAUGUGGGAAAGCCUUCACUCGGAAGUCAACCCUCAUUGUCCAUCAGAAAACCCACCCAGGAGAGAAAACCUACAAAUGCUAUACAUGUGGGGAGUCUUUCCUACAAAAGCUUGAUCUAAUUAUACAUCUUAGUACUCAUACAGGAAGGAAUCCCCAUGAAUGUAGUGAGUGUAAGAAAACUUUCAAGUCUAAGUCAACCCUUAUUGUGCAUCAGAGAACUCAUACAGGAGAGAAACCCUACAAGUGCAAUGAAUGCGGAAAAGCAUUUUCCUACAAACCAUAUGUCAUUGUGCAUCAAAGAAUUCAUACAGAAGAAAAACCCUAUGAAUGUAAUGAGUGUGGCAAAGCCUUCAGACACAAGUCAACACUCGUCUCACAUCAGAGAAUUCAUACAGGAGAGAAACCCUACGAAUGUUCUGUUUGUGGCAAGGCCUUCAGAGGAAACUCAGCAUUCACUGUACAUCAGAGAACUCAUACUUGAGAGAAACCUUGUGGAGAGAAAACCUAUGAAUGUCCUGAGUGUUGAAAAUCCCUCAGUGAGAAUUCACUCCUUAUUGUUCAUCAGAUCGCUCAUACAAGAGAGGAACCUUAUGAAUGUAGAGAAUGUAGAAAAGCAUUCAGUAGGAAGGCACACCUCAGUAUACUUCAGAGAAUGCAUACAGGAGACAAACUCCUUGAAUGGAAUGAAUGUCGUAAAUCCUUCAGAGAGGAAUCAACACUGCAUAUACGUCAAAGAACUCAUGCAGGUGAAAAACCGUAUGUGUGCAAUGAGUGUGGCAAAACCUUCCAAGAAAAGACAAGUUCUCUUGUACAUCAGAGAACACACACAGGAGAGUAACCUUUUGAAUGUAAUGAAUGUGGCAAAUCCUUCAGAGAGAAAUCAAUGCUGCAUAGACGUCAAAGAACUCAUACAGGAAAGAAACGUUAUGUGUCUUCAGACUGUGGAAGAGCCUUUAUCCUUAAGGGACUAGUGACAUUUGAGGACGUGGCUGUGGAUUUCACCCAAGAGGAGUGGCAGUACCUGAACCCUCCACAGAAGACCCUGUACAGAGAUGUGAUGCUGGAGACCGUCAGCAACCUGGUCUGUGUGGGGCAGCAGGUUACUAAGCCAGACUUCAUCCUCAAGUUGGUGGUGGAAGAGCCUUGCCAGGCAGAAGGAAAAAUCCCAAUUUGGACCUUUUCGGAACAAACUAAACACCUGCUCUGUGCGGCCGUCCUGGAGGGAGGAGACGGGGAAGGCGCGGCCAUCUCGCCUAGGAGCGCUGACGUCACCUGCGCGGCCGCCGUCCGUCUGCGCCUGCGCCGCGGCCUCGUCGCCUUCUCGGCCCCAUGUUGA
Messenger RNA from Cynocephalus volans (Philippine flying lemur), 2337 nucleotides. RefSeq names its product zinc finger protein 182-like. NCBI's taxonomy places the organism in Eukaryota, Metazoa, Chordata, Mammalia, Dermoptera, Cynocephalidae. Gene Ontology annotation, biological process: regulation of DNA-templated transcription. The record is from RefSeq and is a predicted model, not a curated record. The transcript is spliced from 11 exons.